This is a messenger RNA of Colletotrichum destructivum, 7331 nucleotides long. RefSeq names its product Putative THO complex, subunitTHOC2, THO complex subunit 2 domain-containing protein. NCBI's taxonomy places the organism in Eukaryota, Fungi, Ascomycota, Sordariomycetes, Glomerellales, Glomerellaceae. Gene Ontology annotation, molecular function: mRNA binding. Gene Ontology annotation, cellular component: THO complex part of transcription export complex. The record is from RefSeq and is a predicted model, not a curated record. Bases 72 to 7328 code for a protein of 2418 amino acids. Gene Ontology annotation, biological process: mRNA processing; mRNA export from nucleus. The transcript is spliced from 3 exons.
GACGACUGUUUGAUACAGAGCGCGCGUGUCUCCGAUGAUACCUUGAACAAACCCGCGACCGAGAGAGCACGAUGCCUCCUAAGCGUAAGGCUCGUGGUGGUCUUGCUAGCGAAGGCAACAGACCCUCCCCCCAUCGACCUGGAGAUACGGCGCUGGGCCAACGCGAUCGAGACUUUUCCGAGGGAGGAGGAAGAGGUGGUCGCGGAGGCAGGAACACUAGACGGAACGACCGUCGCGAUUCCGCCCAAGGACAACUAGCACACUCUGGCAGCCAGUCCGCGAGCGCCUCCCGCGUUACCUCUCCGACUGUCCCCCGCCCCCCGCCCACCCCGUCGCAAUCGCAACAUCCUGCCCCGAUGGCGAUGGAGCCAGUGGCGUCUGCGCCGACGUCCCAUGCGCCGUCCCCGGUACCCACAACCUAUUGUUAUGAACACAUCACCGACGACGCGGUCGCUUCCUGGACAAGCGGCAGCAAACAGGCCUUGAUCGACCAUGGAAUCAGCUCGAGGUUAGAUGUGGACACCGAGGAGCUGACCACUAUCUACCAAGAGUUCAUUCAUGCUGUUGUGGAGGGCCGAUUGUCACCCGCCGACGCUGGCGCCUGCAUGAAGGAGAUUCUCGGCACUGAAUCGCAAGAAAUGAUUAAGGACUCUUUCUCGUUCGAGCCGCACACCCUCUUUCUCGACACCUUGUCCAUAAUCUUUGACAACGAUCGAGAUCUCUUCAAGCCUCAACUUCGCGACUUCAUACAAGCGACUGGUGUCUCGCCAGAACUUGUUCGCCAAACCCUCGACGCUCAGCUACUCCAGGACCUUGGCCUCAUCAGGGAAACUUUUGUCAAGCUUGGGAUUAGACGCGCGACCAAUCUCUUGUACCGCCAAGCAAACUACAACCUGCUGCGUGAAGAAAGCGAAGGCUACUCUAAGUUGAUGACUGAGCUUUUCACAACGAGCAGUGCAGAGCCCCCCUCGGCCGAAACAGCCCACGCAGCAUUCGAACGUCUCAAGGGGCUUAUCGGAACCUUUGACCUCGACGUCGGAAGGGUGCUCGAUGUCACACUCGACGUCUUCGCUGCCGUCCUUAUCAAGCAAUUCCGCUUUUUCAUCAAGCUUCUCCGCGUCAGCUCUUGGUGGCCUCGCAGCCAAACCUCGGCUGCAUCCAUUUACGCUGGCGGCUUACCUCCUUGGGCUCUCCCCGAUCAUUCCCAUUGGAUGACCAGCGAAGAUGUCGAACUGGCGAACGCUGAACUGAGACGUCAACGAGAUGCUGAAUUCUGGGAUCGUGCGCGCGAAGUCCACAUUGAUGCUUUCUUCCAGCUCGGAGGAAGACAAGUCACGGACGAGCAUCUCAAGCUAUUGGAGGUUUCCGAGUCCGCAUCUGAGGCUGAAGUUAACGCCGCCUCUGCGUGGAUGAAGGUCACGAAAACCCUCCCCCCCCAGGGAAACCGAACCGCCGCCCAGCUUCUUGGCUUCAAGCUGCGAUUUUACGCCUCUGACGCCAGAGAUCCUGACGACGUCUUGCCGGCAAACCUCCUUUACCUCGUCGCUCUUCUUGUCAAGGUUGGCUUCAUGUCCUUAGUCGACAUUUACCCCCACCUUUGGCCUCUCGACGACGAGAUGGACACCAUGAGGGAAAAGAAGAUGAAGGAGCUCGAGGAAAAGGAAAAGCAAAGUCGACCCGGUGCCGCACAGAAUGCUCUCCUUAUGGCUGGUGCGUUGCCUGACGACACGGCGCCGCCACCCACAACGCGUACUCGAGACACUGCUGGAAAAACCGAUGCCGAUGCCAAAACUAACGUCGGAACGGACGAGAAGGACAAGCUACCGGAACCUAUGGAGCAAAAGGCUGCAUUACUCAACUGUCUGCUGACAAUCGGCGCCAUCCCCGAGUCCCUUUUCAUCCUAGGUCGUUUCCCCUGGCUUCCCGAGGCCUACCCUGAGAUCCUCGACCGGAUACACCGCAUCCUCAAUCACAGUAUUGAGAAGGUAUUCAAGGAAAGCCGACCCACCGCUGUUGGAAUGGCUGAAUGCCCCGCAAAGUCCAUCGCCGAUGUAGACCAAGCCGGUGUUGCCAAAGGCACUAUCAAGCUGGGAAUCAUACCGGUCAAGAAGUCCAUGAGAUGGCCAUUUCCUGAUGGGUAUGACAGCAGAGACCAGCAUUACAGAUUCUACUGGGAUGAAUGGGCCGACAACGUUCCAGUCUGCCAAACGGUCGACGACGUCUUCACCCUGUGUGACACGUUCCUGAACCUCUCUGGCGUAAACAUUGGCAAAGACCCUGCAUUGCUUGCCAAGCUCGUCAGUAUCGGAGCUAAAAGCCUGGCGGAGGAUCACUCUCAACAAAAUAUGGACCGGUGGCAGGAACUCUUGCGUCGCAUCCUAGUCCCUGCACUCAGCAUGACGACUGCCAACGCCGCCGUUGUCAACUCUGUCUGGGAUCUGCUCAAGCUCUAUCCCGUUGCCACUCGAUACUCCAUCUACGCCGAAUGGUUCGAGGGCCAAAUCUCCCGACUGCCGGCGAUGAAGGCUGCAUUCACCCGCACACGUGUCGAAACCAGAGGCGUGAUGAAGCGCAUCUCUCUCACGAAUCUCAGUGAAAUGGCCAAGUCCUUAGCCAAGACCAGUUACUCCUCGCCCGGCAUUGUCUUCAAGGAGGCGUUGGGCCAAAUCGAGUCUUACGCCAACCUUAUUGAGGCAUUCGUCGAGUGUGCCAAGUACUUCACCGACCUGGCAUACGACGUCCUCGUCUGGUCCCUGAUGAGCUCUUUGGGUGGCCAGCGAAGUCGCACACAAGAGUCCUCCAUCCUGCUGACCAGUAAAUGGCUUCAAGCGCUUUCCAAGUUUGCCGGCAAAGUCUUUAAGCGGUACUCCAUACUUGAUCCAACCCCGAUUCUCAAGUAUGUCAAUGAUCAGCUCUUCCAAGGCAAUUCGACCGACUUGAUCAUUCUCAAGGAGCUCGUGGCUUCCAUGGGUGGCGUGGUCCAAGUUCUUGACUUCACAGACGACCAGAUCUUGGCCAUGUCGGGAGGCGAAGUGUUGCGGCGCCAGACGCUUCUCAGUCUCCAAGACAAGCGGUUUGAGUCAACUCGCAGCGCGAAGCGCUUGAUGCAGUCACUUGUUGACUCGAACCUUGCCGGUCGCGUGCUCAUCAACGUUGCGCAGUAUCGACAGUCUGCCAUCUACAAACUCCCGGACGACGAGGCACACAUCAAAUAUAUUGGUUCCGUCAUCGACGACAGCCAUCAGAUCUUGGUUCAGUAUCUCGACCUUUUGCGGACCAACUUGGAGCCUCAUGAGUUCGACUCGCUGGUGCCCGCUAUCACCCGUCUAAUGGACGAGUUUGGCCUCGACGCAAGCUUGGCGUUCCUCAUUGGCCGAGAGGGUGUUGCUCACAACAUGUUCUCCAAGAGGCUCGACUCAUCGUCAAACAUCGCCGACUCAGACGGAGACGUUGCGAUGGUCCAGAGUGCCACCGAUGCGAAAGAGUCCACCGGCGAACCGAAUGAGACGGAGGACAAGACAAUGACGCCGGCGGAGAUGCGAGAAAAGGCAAAGCAAGACUCCCUUCGCCAAAUUCACGAGGCGCUUGAACCUAUUGUCGAAUCGAUGCGGUCCAUCUCUGCAUCGUCUUCCUGGAGCAAGCUCAGUCCCGAGUUUUAUGUUCUGUUUUGGGCGUUGCAGCUCGGCGACAUCGAGGUGCCCGCUGCAAGCUACAACAGCGCCCACAAGAGGCUGUCAAAUAUGCAAAGAGAUCUCAACAGAGAUCGUUCAGACAUGAGCCGCAGCGGCAUCAAUAAGAAGGAGGCCAAGAAAGCCGAACUCCUCAAGAUCAGCAACGAGCUACCUAAGGAGGCAGACUCGCAGAUGAAGCGAGCGCGAGUAGUGCGAGACUACAUGACAGAGCACAUGGCAACAUGGUUCCCAGGCUCGGCGAUUAAGUUAAACGGCAUUUCGGACGCCAUUCUCGAGCAAUGCUUGCUUCCGCGGCUCGUACUCUCGGCUAGUGACGCAGAGUACUGCUACGUGCUGAUCAAGAAGCUCCACACCUUUGGUGCACCCAACUUCCGGUUGAAGGCGUUGUAUGAUAGACUCUUCAACGUCAACCGGCUGCGGGCGAUCAUCUUCACCUGCACAGUCCGCGAGGCCGAGCACCUGGGCAGGUUUCUCAACUGCAUCCUCAAAGAUCUUGCCCGAUGGCAUCGCGACACGAACGUCUACGAGAGGGAGGCUGUCGGUAAGCGAAGCUUUCUUCUCGGGUUUGCCUCUGAGUUUGACGACAAGGGAAAGCCAUCAUCCUAUCAUGAUCAUGCGCAAUUCCGAGAUAUUCUCUACGGAUGGCACAACAAGCUCAACCUGGCGUUGAAGUCUUGCCUGGGUGGCAUGGAGUGGAUGCACAUUCGCAACGCCAUGACAGUGCUCAAGGCUGUUCUCGACUUCUUCCCGGCCGUGACGUUUAUGGGCAACCAGUUCAUCGAACAGCUCAAGACAAUCACCGAGCGAGAAGCAGCAUCGAAGACUGCAUCCGCUGGAGGAGAGGGCCACCGUGUGGACCUUUCCGUGGCUGCCCAAGGCGCUCUGUCUGAGUUGCAAAGGAGGAAGGCAAAAUGGGUAUUGCCAGCCGGAUUCCGGCCGAACAUGAACGGUCAAGCUCAAGGGAAGGCCAAGGAUGGCGAGCCCAGCGGCGCAACAAAUCUUCGCCCAACUGCGGUCGAGUUCAAGCCAGGAACAUCCAAGACCGCAACAGAACACGAAGACGGAGAAGUCAAGGACGGUAGAGAUGCCGAGGCUCGGCCGGCAGCCCCGUCCGCGCCGGGCACGCUCACGCAAAAAGAUCCCAACUUGCCUCCAAAGCCGUCGGCCUCACCGAUAGAACCUGUCAAGGCCGGGCAUACACGCGCUGACUUCGGCCCCAAUGCCUCCAGCAAGCCCUCGACGCCUAAGCCGGCGGCUGCCGCCCCGGCACAGAGCAAUAUGAACCACCGGGAUGUGCCCAAGUCGACUCCCACGCCCACAGGCCCGGACAGAAGCGCGCACAGUCUUCCUAAGCGACCGGACGUUCCUAUCCCUGGUCAUUACGGACGUAACCACUUCACGCCAGACGCCGCCCUACCGGAGCGACGAGACCAAAGAGAAUCGCGAGAGCCACGCGGUCCCAGAGACACAAGGGAGCCUAGGGAUUCCAGAGAACACCGGGACCCCCGAGAUUCCUCGAGAGAUCCCAGAUUCCCUGAAGCUGCUAGACCUGAACGCAGUCGUGACUUCCCCAACCCAGACCGGCGUGGACCAGAGAUUCCAUCGAGGGAAACCGGCCGCUUGUCCGAAAAAGAUUGGCCUGCCAGGCAAGACCCGCAGCUUCCCCGUCGCGACCAUGGAGCUCAUGAGCGUGACAGCCGCCCGCCUCGGGAUAAGACAGCGCCGGUGAACGGCCGAACUGCCGAGGCUGGCAGGCUCUCGCGAGAACCCGUAAAUGCCACGCCGCCACCGCAGUCAACCCAGCAGCCGGCCGAGGACCCCCCGGUAAACCCUGCCAGGCUGGCCCUUAUCCAAGGAGAGCCAGACCGAUCUAGCCGCUCGGAGCGACCACCUCGAUCCUCAGAAGCAGACCGACGCAGUGGGCGGGCCUCACGCGGUCAGGAGCCACGUGGCCCAGAUCAAGAGCGUGCCGACAUCAUCAACCCCGAGCGUGCUGCUUUGAUGGGCGACUCACGGUCAGAUCCGUUAGCACGUCCGGCGCGGGAAGAACACAGGGACCGAGGCGCCCCGCGAACUCAUUCGCCCAGAAGAAGCGGACGGUUCAACCCAGACGCAACGGCUGAUGCUGGCAGAGAUGAUAGACAUGGCCGUACUCAUCACUCUGAGCAUCGUCCCUCUGGCAGAGAUACACACGUCGUCGAGCCUCCCGCUUCCAACCCGCGAGCGGAUCGCAUUACGGAGAGGGAAGGUGAACGCUUCGGCCCAGAUAAAAACAGAGAGGCUUUCCUCGGUUCCAGCCGAAACUCGGACCCCGACCACAGCCGGACCACUCAGCAGGAUCAGAAUUACGGACGAUUGAACCCUAUUCAGUCAGUUGUCACAAAUGACGUUCCUCUGGGGCCUCGUGGUCGCGGCCGAGGGGCAGCCCGAGGUAGCCACAUGGGCACACCUAACUCACGACCCGACCCAUGGUUCCCCCCGAACACCGACAGCCCGACGCCCGAAGAGAGACACCCACCUACGGGCCCGGCUUCUGGUAGAGGACGUCGAAGCCAGUACGACCCAAGCGCAUCCGUCAACUCGCCGUCUACGAUGACGCCGACGCCAGCCGCUCACCCUGACCGUACACGUACCAUGAACCCGGGUCCGACGAACUCACCCACGCCAUCUUCUGGAGGCCCCACACUGGCCCCUGGGAUCCAUCCUGAUCGACUGGCACAAAUCGCACCGCCGCCGCCGCCUCCACCUCCAGGCCAACCACCAAGCCACUCUCGACCAUCGCUGCCACCUAUCAACACGCCUGACCGUGCCACCAUAAUCCAAGGUGGUAACAGUCGUACACCAACAGGGAGCUAUCCAGGUUCAACAGAAGGUGCGCCUUCUGGGCCAUCCUCAAACGACCGAGGGCGCAGCGGCGGCAGUCGCAGGCAGCUUGCUGGUAUUAACAGCACGUUGCAACAAGCACAAGCCAACAUGCCAGAGAGCAACAGGGGCACCAGCAUUCGCGGGCGUGGAGCUCCGAGAGGUAGUAUCGCUGGCUCUGAUGCUCAAGUCCUCACGGGCGCAUCGCCGGUAUCUACGCCGACCCAGGAGCGUCCAGACCCGGUCCGCCAGGACAGAGGACAGGCCAACGGGGAUGACCAUCCGCGAAGUGAGCACGACCGCAGCCGACGCGAACACCGUUCGGAGCGCGGCAGACAUUCGAGGCGAGGCAGCCGCGAGCGAGAGCGCAGCCCCGAUCGCGAGAGAGAAGCCAAGGAACCGCGUGAACACAGGGACCGAAGGUCGGGGGCCCAAAGCCAGUCCAGCACCCGCGAGGAACGUGAGCCCCGGCGCUCUGGCCGAGAGCCCUCUAGCAGCACCAGAGACUCUCAUGCCAACGCCCCUCACGUAAGCAGCCGUGAGCAGCGUCAUCGCAGCGACCGCGGAGAAGGGGGACGCGGAGAGGGGGGUCCAGGUGGAAGGGGCGAAGACUGGGGCGCAAACGUGCGUGGCGCAUCUAGAACUGGUCCGCGUGACGGAGGAUUGAGGCCGACCGACGACCGACGGGAGCUGCGCGAUGAGCGUGGCCGAAAGCGGAGGAGCGAAGACGCAGUUGGACUAUCGAACGAACGCGAGAAGAGGCAAAGACGUUAGUAU